CGUUGGACACCUGUGGGUCUGAUUAACGGCCGGGAUAACAUGCUACCCGGCCGCAAACCUCUCAGACGGUAAUUAUACCUGGAUUACGAUUGCAGUCUGUGGGGAUGUAGAAUAUUCCAUUAUAAUUAACGUUACAAUUCUUCAAUACAGGUCUUGCUGUACAGAUAGAUGUUGAUGCUGAUUAUUGGGUCUUAGUGUGAUUUACUAUGUGAUACUGCCCUGUAGAUAUUUACACAGGCUAACAUCCAUGGUUGGGAUCUACCCGAUGAUCUGCUCCAAGAAGUCUACCUGACAAGUGACGAUGGCUGAAUGCUGCCCAUUCCCCUAUGUCAAGGGCUCUUUGAUUGCUUUCAACGUUAUUUUCUGGUUUUCUGGACCAGCUGUACUUGGACUGUCUAUUUGGUUUUAUCUCACGGUAAAUAUGUACAGUCCUGUCCUUGAUAUGACGUCAUACAAUACCCAGUCCUACGUCAUGAUUGCUGCUGGAGGCGCCUGUAUCGUUUGUGGUAUAUGUGGCUGCUUAGGUGGUGUCAACGAAAAUAAAUUGCUUGUCUGCUUUUUCAGCUUUUCCCUUGUUGUGAUAUUUGGAUGUCAGCUAUACACGUGCGUCGCUUCCUUCUAUAUUUAUGACAAGGUUGAUAUAGAUGUUUCAAAUGACCUGAACUAUAGUAUUUACCAUCUAUAUCACUAUAAAGAUGACACGACUGCUGCUAUAGACAGAAUUCAGCGAGAGUUGUAUUGCUGUGGGUAUCGUGAUUAUAUGGACUGGCGGUCAACUCUGUAUUACCGCGAUGUCACCUUAUCGGACGGUAGAGGGCGUGAAGUGCUGCCGACUUCAUGUUGCCAUGAUCCAGCGGACGUGUCAUGUAACGUACCAAAGGGCAUACCACCAGAUCUAAGCAGGGUAUAUACUAAAGGAUGCAAUGUUGUGUUAAAAGAUUGGCUCAAAAGUAAGCUGUUGAUAUUUGGAUGGGGUGCGUUCGUAUUUUCCUCAUUUCAGCUCCUAGGUAUCGUUCUCUCCUGCUGUAUGUAUAAGGCUUUAUCGGACCUGUAUCAGUAACCCCGCUAAGCGCUCACGUGGUAGUCACUCUGGUGGUAUAAUACAUGCUGUUGGAUGCGCCCUGUCGGAAUUGUUUGAACUUUCUCCUUGUUAUAUGUUUUGUUUACCGCAUACAAAUAAUCUGUUCCUUGGACAAUUUUAGUUCAAUGUCUCAGUGUGGUGCAAUCGCGGUCAAAGAGCAUAUUUUAUUGAACGCACCUAUAACGAAAAACGUAGUCCUUGGACGAAUGUGCUCGGACAUAAGUAGUUAAGCGAAGGUUAAUGUGCUAGGAGCAAAUUGUGAUGCUCGAGUCUUCCUAUCUCAAAAGUAGUGGUAGUAGGCCUAAGUAUGGCUAACAAAGUACGUUAUAACUUACGAAAUUGACCAGAAAUGCUGUAUGCCGGGACAUUUUCGCUGCAGUUUAAUUUUCGCCUUUUUCGCCCUCAUUAAAGAGGGCGUAUUUAUCAUUACGGUGAAAAUAAGUAAACAGCAUAAAAACAUAGUAGUCAAAUAAGGGCGAAAUAAACACAGGGCAAAAAUUGAAUCCAUGGGCUAUGGGCGAAAGUAUGAUUAGGCGAACAUUUCGCGGUAUACAUUAUGAUUCGUUUUGAAGAGAUGUAUUUCGGCAAGCGAAUUUGCUUAAGUUCUGUAGAAGGGAACUCCCAGCUUUUUGUUUAUAUCAGAAUUCUGAACUCGGUUCUGCAGUUAAUAAUAUUUAAUUUGGAUGUCUGUUUUAGAUAUUUUGAACGACUUAAUCAUGUUGAACGUCAUUUUUCUCAGAUUGAUAUAACCGUGAUUCAAAAAUAUUUGUUUGCGGCUUCUUAAAUAUGUUUAAGAAACCAAAUGAGUGGAUA
Mizuhopecten yessoensis (Yesso scallop) is the source of this 1894-nucleotide messenger RNA. RefSeq names its product CD151 antigen-like. Lineage: Eukaryota; Metazoa; Mollusca; Bivalvia; Pectinida; Pectinidae. The record is from RefSeq and is a predicted model, not a curated record. Gene Ontology annotation, cellular component: membrane. The coding region runs from base 302 to 1060 and encodes 252 amino acids. The transcript is spliced from 7 exons.